AUGCAACCCAAUGAAAUUACAGACCUCUCUUAUCUAUUCCCUUCAAACCCAAACCAAUACUUCCCUGUAAAUUUCGGCUUGAGCAAUAACAACAUACAAGCAUAUCAAUUUAGCAAUCUCAUAAACCCUCUAUACCAACUCAACAACAACACCCAGUUCCAAGAACUAAACACCCCACAACAGACGAGCCUCAGCAGUAACUCAACCUCCGAUGAAGCGGACGAGCAGCAGCUGAGCAUAAUAAACGAGAGGAGGCAGAGGAGGAUGAUCUCGAACAGGGAAUCCGCACGUCGGUCCCGCAUGCGCAAACAGAAGCACUUGGACGAGCUCUGGUCCCAGGUCAUGUGGCUCAGGGAUGAGAAUCACAAGCUCGUCAACAAGCUGAAUCACGUGUGUGAAAAUCACGACCAAGUAGUCCGGGAGAAUGCCCGGUUAAAAGAGGAAACUCUCGAGCUUCGUGAGAUGAUUACUAACAUGCAGCUCAACAGUCCUUACCCUGGGCUCAAUGGGCUUGAGGACGACCCCUGCAGUGACUUGGCCUAA
Striga hermonthica is the source of this 543-nucleotide messenger RNA. NCBI's taxonomy places the organism in Eukaryota, Viridiplantae, Streptophyta, Magnoliopsida, Lamiales, Orobanchaceae. The record is from the annotation of a GenBank genome assembly.